AUGACGACGUCGUUUGGGGCCGCGCAAGCAGCAGUAGCGAGCGAUCCGAAGGUUCAAAUUCAGAGGUUUUACGGAUUGAGGUCUUCGCAUUUCCUGCUACUGAACAAGAUCCCCAGGCGUGUCUUCCCGUCUUUACCUCCUAAUCGUCUCGUCGUCAGAGCUGUUUCUACGCCAGUCAAGCCAGGUACUUCAGCCGAGCCUAAGCGUAGCAAAGUUGAGAUUUUCAAAGAACAAAGUAACUUCAUUAGAUACCCUCUUAACGAGGAGCUUCUAACUGAUGCCCCAAAUAUAAAUGAGCCUGCCACACAAUUGAUCAAGUUCCAUGGAAGCUACCAACAGACCAACAGGGAUGAACGUGGUUCGAAGUCCUACUCAUUUAUGCUUCGUACUAAGAAUCCUUGUGGAAAGGUUUCGAACGAACUCUACUUGGCCAUGGAUGAUCUUGCCGAUCAGUUUGGAAUUGGGACACUUCGUUUGACUACCAGACAAACAUUUCAGCUCCAUGGAGUCUUGAAAAAGGACCUGAAGACGGUAAUGAGUACCAUUAUUAGAAACAUGGGUUCAACCCUUGGUGCAUGUGGGGAUCUCAACAGAAAUGUUCUUGCUCCAGCUGCUCCACUUGCUAGAAAAGAUUACCUUUUUGCACAGGAGACUGCGGAAAAUAUUGCUGCCCUCCUAACUCCUCAGUCUGGUUUUUAUUAUGACAUGUGGGUGGAUGGAGAGAGAAUUAUGUCAGCAGAACCUCCUGAAGUUGUCAGGGCCCGCAAUGAUAAUUCUCAUGGGACAAAUUUCCCUGAUUCUCCAGAGCCUAUUUAUGGAACUCAGUUCUUGCCGAGGAAAUUUAAAGUUGCUGUUACUGUGCCAACAGAUAACUCAGUGGACAUUCUCACAAACGACAUCGGUGUCGUCGUUGUUUCGGAUGAUGAUGGCCAGCCUCUGGGCUUCAACCUUUAUGUUGGCGGUGGUAUGGGAAGAACACAUAGAGUAGAAACAACAUUUCCUCGUCUGGCAGAGCCAUUGGGUUAUGUUCCAAAGGAGGAUAUAUUAUAUGCUGUGAAAGCUAUUGUUGUUACACAACGAGAAAAUGGGAGAAGGGACGACCGUAAGUAUAGUAGAAUGAAAUAUUUGCUCAGCUCAUGGGGAAUUGAGAAGUUUAGAACUGUUGUUGAACAGUAUUAUGGAAGGAAGUUUGAGCCUUGCCGUGAAUUGCCUGAAUGGGAGUUUAAGAGUUAUUUGGGAUGGCACGAGCAGGGAGACGGUCGUUUGUUUUGUGGGCUCCAUGUUGAUAAUGGUCGCAUUAAAGGGACAAUGAAAAAGACAUUAAGGGAAGUUAUUGAGAAAUAUAAGUUGAAUGUGCGUAUCACACCUAACCAGAACCUUGUCCUGUGUGAUAUUCGUCGAGCAUGGAAGCGCCCCAUCACCACAACUCUUGCACAAGUUGGCUUGUUGGAUCCUAGGUUUGUAGAUCCCCUCAACAUAACUGCUAUGGCAUGCCCAGCUUUGCCACUUUGCCCUCUUGCUAUAACUGAAGCUGAGCGUGGAAUACCUGACAUUCUUAAGCGGGUUCGCUCUGUAUUUGACAAGGUUGGUCUUAAAUAUAAUGAAGCUAUAGUGAUACGGAUAACUGGUUGCCCCAAUGGGUGUGCUAGACCCUACAUGGCCGAACUUGGAUUUGUGGGUGAUGGUCCCAAUAGUUAUCAGCUUUGGCUUGGGGGAACACCCAAUCAAAUGUCGUUGGCAAAAUGUUUUAUGAACAAGGUUAAGAUUCAAGAGCUUGAGAAAGUUAUGGAACCAUUAUUUUACCAUUGGAAGAAGAAGCGGCAGUCAAAAGAAUCAUUUGGCGACUUCACAAACCGCCUGGGAUUUGAAAAACUCCAGGAAUAUGUAGAUAAAUGGGAAGGUCUACCGGAGUCAUCGAAUCGAUACAACUUGAAGGUCUUUACUGAUAGAGAGACAUACAAUCGUGUGGAUGAACUUGCAAAGCUCCAAGACAAGACUGCUCAUCAAUUAGCUAUGGAUGUCAUUCGCAAUUUCGUCGCUUCCCAACAAAAUGGCAAAAGUGAGUAAGGUGAGAAAGAGUUAAACUCAUCUCGCUUUCUUUUACCCGGUACUAUUCAGUAACAGCUGAAACACGUGGCGACCGGGUUUUUUUUUUGGCACUCUUUGUAGCUAGUUUUAAGUUUUUGACAAGGUAUGGAAUUUGUGUUCUGUAUGCUUAGAUUGUACGAGUAUUUCCAUUUUUUAUUUUUUUUUUCUUUCUAGAACUGAAACUGAAGUUAUGGAUCAUCCAAGAGGUUUUUGUUUGCUUCUCAAA
Rhododendron vialii is the source of this 2314-nucleotide messenger RNA. Its product is annotated as sulfite reductase [ferredoxin], chloroplastic. The record is from RefSeq and is a predicted model, not a curated record. Gene Ontology annotation, cellular component: sulfite reductase complex (NADPH); chloroplast stroma. Gene Ontology annotation, biological process: sulfate assimilation. NCBI's taxonomy places the organism in Eukaryota, Viridiplantae, Streptophyta, Magnoliopsida, Ericales, Ericaceae. Gene Ontology annotation, molecular function: 4 iron, 4 sulfur cluster binding; sulfite reductase (ferredoxin) activity; heme binding. The transcript has 8 exons. The coding region runs from base 1 to 2067 and encodes 688 amino acids.